CUGAUUCCUUUGUUAUUAUUUUAUCUGGUAAUCUCGUUGAAAGCAAAAUGGUUGUAUCUUGUUGUGUGAUCGAUUGCACAAGCAGAUUCGACAAGGAUAACCCAAGGAGCUUUUUUCGCAUCCCAAAGAAACCAGAACCCCGAAGAAAGCUAUGGAUUACAGCCAUAAAGCGCGUGUGUAUCAUCGGACGUCAACAAGUCAAUGGGAACCUACAGAUUACGAUCGCGUUUGUUAUCGUCACUUCAUAACAGGAGAGAAGAGCAAUGACAAGAAUAACCCUGACUACAUUCCCUCUGUGAACAUGGGCUACAAGGACACUAAACCAAGUGGGGAUCUGCGCCAUGCUAGACACCGUCGAUUGGAGGGCAGAGAAUCCGAGAAAGGCAAGAAACAAGCAGCUUCUGCAUUACUGGAUUUGUCAAACACAGAAAAUAUAUUUGAGACACAAGCUGAAGAAUUGCAGCCACAUGUCGACAUACACAGUGGCUGUAUUAAAAAAAUUGCUGCCCUGCGAAUAGAAAACCAGCAGCUAUAUGAAGAGUUAGGGAGACUUCAAACAGAGAAUGCGAUUUUAAAACAGAAUGAAAGUCGACCGAGUUUUGAGGAGCAGAUGACAUCCAGUGAUCAAAGAAUUCAGUUUUAUACAGGUCUACAGUCAAAAGCUCUAUUUGUAUGGCUGCUGGCAUUUUGCUCCCUGGCACUUCCAGCGUGCAAAGUUCUAAGCCCAACAUGUGUAAUGUUGUGUAUAAUAAUGAAACUUAGGUUGAAUCUCCAGCACCAGGACUUGGCGUAUAGGUUCAGUGUGUCUGUGACCACAAUAUCCGACAUUCUUAACCAGGGACUGCCAAAAUUAGCAGAAAAACUUUCAUUUCUGAUUCAGUGACCUGAUAAAGACAGUCUGAUAAGAAACAUGCCUAAUGUUAUUAAAAUAACCUACCCAAAAUG
Gigantopelta aegis is the source of this 945-nucleotide messenger RNA. RefSeq lists its product as uncharacterized. NCBI's taxonomy places the organism in Eukaryota, Metazoa, Mollusca, Gastropoda, Neomphalida, Peltospiridae. The coding region runs from base 152 to 883 and encodes 243 amino acids. The record is from RefSeq and is a predicted model, not a curated record. The transcript has 3 exons.